Hemicordylus capensis (graceful crag lizard) is the source of this 8288-nucleotide messenger RNA. Its product is annotated as guanine nucleotide-binding protein G(q) subunit alpha. Gene Ontology annotation, biological process: adenylate cyclase-modulating G protein-coupled receptor signaling pathway; action potential; phospholipase C-activating dopamine receptor signaling pathway. The coding region runs from base 830 to 1909 and encodes 359 amino acids. The record is from RefSeq and is a predicted model, not a curated record. NCBI's taxonomy places the organism in Eukaryota, Metazoa, Chordata, Lepidosauria, Squamata, Cordylidae. Gene Ontology annotation, cellular component: heterotrimeric G-protein complex. The transcript is spliced from 7 exons. Gene Ontology annotation, molecular function: guanyl nucleotide binding; G protein-coupled receptor binding; GTPase activity.
CAGGCUGGCUACAUAUUGUAUAUGCACCACAGCCUCUGCCUGCCUUCCUCCCCGCCCCCCCGUUCUUACAGUAAGGGAAAGGCGGAACCGAGAAAGGAAGAGCUCUCCCUGCCUAUUGCUGCCGCCACCGCCUUCGAAGACAAGCAAAACAAGCCACCGUCUUCGUCCCCACUCUCCAAACCGAGGAAGUUAAUUUCCAAGGAGAUUUUUCCAGAGACCACAAAAGAAGGCUCCAAGCAGCUUCCUCCUCCCAUAAUCUUGGGCUGCCCUCAGUUCAGGGGGGGGGGGAAGAACACCAAGAAAAUGUGUGCGUGGAGCGGGGGAAGGCUCGAGAGCGAUUAGCCUGUCGAGAGGGAAGGCACACGGUUUAAGAAGCCGGAGGAAAAGCAUUUUAGCGGGUCUGCGGGGAGUGUGGCGGCUGCAGGAGCGGAGAAGGAAACGAGGGUGGUGUUUGCUCAAGGUCUCCUUGCGCUGCUGGGCAGCGAUUUUGCUGCUGUUCCUGGGCUGAAUGUUUCCAUGUUUUUUGGUGCAUGAUUGAAAGAAGAGGAGGAGUUGGAAUCAGUGAGUGGCUUCGGUGGGGGAGGUUGUGGUAGCGGCUGGGGUGUGUGUGUGUGUGUGCGCGCGCGCGCGCGGUGGUGGGGGACUUCGUGGAUGUGUCUGCUCGCCAGUAGCUAGGGCUUGCCUUGCUUUGCUGUCCCUGGGAGUGGGGCAGGGGGAGGCGGCGCCCAGCGAAGAAGGAGCAGGGCUUGCUUGUGUCCCUGGCUCGGGGUGUGUGUCUGUGUGUUUUCGGGGUGGGGGGCAGGGGUUGUGCCUGAACCAGUUAGGAAGAAUGACUCUGGAGUCCAUCAUGGCGUGCUGCCUGAGCGAGGAAGCGAAGGAAGCCAGGCGGAUCAACGAUGAGAUCGAGAGGCAACUCCGCCGGGACAAGCGGGACGCCCGCCGAGAGCUCAAGCUCCUGCUGCUGGGUACAGGAGAAAGCGGCAAAAGCACAUUUAUCAAACAGAUGAGAAUCAUCCACGGGUCAGGAUACUCUGAUGAAGACAAAAGGGGGUUCACAAAGCUGGUGUAUCAGAAUAUAUUCACAGCAAUGCAGGCUAUGAUCAGAGCUAUGGAAACACUCAGAAUUCCAUACAACUAUGAACAUAACAAGGGCAAUGCACAACUAGUUCGAGAAGUUGAUAUAGAGAAAGUGUCUUCAUUUGAGAACCCCUAUGUAGAUGCAAUAAAGAGUUUAUGGAAUGAUCCUGGAAUUCAAGAAUGCUAUGACAGACGACGGGAGUAUCAAUUGUCAGACUCUACCAAAUAUUACCUUAAUGAUUUGGACCGUAUAGCGAAUUAUGGCUACCUCCCUACCCAACAAGAUGUGCUUAGAGUUAGAGUUCCAACAACAGGAAUCAUUGAAUAUCCUUUUGACUUACAAAGCGUCAUUUUCAGAAUGGUGGAUGUGGGGGGUCAGCGAUCAGAGCGAAGAAAAUGGAUACAUUGCUUUGAAAAUGUCACCUCUAUCAUGUUUCUAGUAGCCCUUAGUGAAUAUGAUCAAGUACUUGUGGAAUCAGACAAUGAGAAUCGAAUGGAGGAAAGCAAAGCACUGUUUAGGACAAUUAUCACAUAUCCUUGGUUCCAGAAUUCUUCAGUCAUCCUGUUCUUAAAUAAAAAAGAUCUUCUAGAGGAGAAAAUAAUGUACUCCCAUCUAGUUGACUAUUUCCCAGAGUAUGAUGGACCUCAGCGAGAUGCACAGGCAGCACGAGAAUUCAUCUUGAAGAUGUUUGUCGAUCUUAAUCCAGAGAGUGAAAAAAUUAUCUAUUCCCACUUCACUUGUGCCACAGACACGGAGAAUAUCCGCUUUGUCUUUGCUGCUGUCAAGGACACAAUCCUACAGUUAAACCUGAAGGAGUACAACUUGGUCUAACUGUGCCUCUAAAGUCUCCUCUCCCCACAUCCCAUUUGGGCAAUUGAAGAUAUUCAAGAGGGACUGUAUUAUCUGUGAAAAUGAUCUGCAUAAUACUAAUUUAUUGCUGGCCUCGACUCUGUGAAUAUUCACAGAGUUUAUAGUAAAUAUUAUAAUUUUAUUUAAACUUUACAGAGGAAAAACAAAAGAUGCUGAACUACAUUCACAGCAUAUUUCCUCGGGUUUUUUAGUCAAAACCUUGUGACGAUGUGUGUUAAAUUCUCAGUCAUGCACUCACACAGGAUAGGGACUUGGGGUGAUUUUGUUGUUGUUGCUACUGAAGCAAACUCAAAUUGGUAUAUCAUUUUUCUCCCCUCACUUUCUUUAUUUUUCUAUUUUUUAAAGGUACAAUGGCCUUCCCACCCUCCCUGGCCCCAAAUUUUAUAUUUAUUGUUGAAACUGUUUCCUCCACACUGAUGUGAUCAGGGAAAUACUAUCUCUAGAAUUUAAGCCAUCAAGUGUUCUGAUUUUUCAGUAAAUACUUUUUUGAAGGAUCAAAUAUAAGGUUUUAAUUAUUGGCAGAGAUAUCAGAUAUAUCUUGGUACUGUCUUUGCACUGAAGGCUUUGGGUGUUGUUCAGUGGGGAUAUUAAUUGUAGCAGUGUUACUUUAAAUGUACCAUGGAAACUCAGCAAGCUGCACAGAAAUAGAGUAACAAAAAAAGCAAGACACAAAAGUGAUUCAUUAAAUAGGAUAGCUUUUUUUAAUUGCCACAUACCUUUUUGUGUGUGCACGUGCUCUCCCUCCCCCUACUACCAAAUCAAAGAUGCCAAACAGAAAUAUCACAGACACUACAAUAGCCUAAAAUGCAGUCAGUCUCCCUCUUUUUAAAAUCAGAACUUCUAGAUUUCUCAUCACAUGUUCAAACCUAUUUUUACUGUCUCUAAUAUUACAGGUUGCAGUAUUUGGCAGCUGCUCCCCCCAUCCCCCAAUAAAAGUGCUAACAUUAAAAUGUAAGAUUCUGAUUAAAAUGCCAAAUUAAUUUAUUGGGAAUCUGCAUGAUUCAGACAACUGCCAAAUACUCAAGCAGCUAGAUUUUAGCUUUCCUGUUCCAUCUUUGUAUUAGAAUGCAUUCCAUUCUCAAUGCCAAAAAAAAAAAGCAGUAUGAGUGAAAAUGUUGUUUGGUGCUACAUACACAAUGGGCAGAAUCCAGACAAAGUUAGUCAUGAAUAAAACCCAUUGAAAUUAAUGGAACUUAAAUUAGUUAUGACUAACUUAUCUCAUUUAAUUCAAGGGUGCUUAGUUACGACUAAUGUACUGCGCAAUAUCUACUAAUGGUAGAAGCGCAAUAUCUACUAAUUCAAAGUCAGUUUUACUUUUGUCUAAGGGUGGCAUAGGAUUGCACAGUGUUUUUUUUCUUAAAGCACCAUUCACUGAAAAAUAUGAUCUUGGAAAUGAAAAGCCCUUGGUUUGGUUGCUUGCUUCGUGAAUUUAAAGAUUUCUAAAUGGGAGCCUUUCUGAGUUGUUUCUAUAUAUAAAUAAACCAUGUUAGAAGGCUGAGUAUACCCAUUUUUAAUGAGAAAGAAAACAACAGCGCAUGCUUUGAUGAACAUCUCUUUUUGCAUCUUGGAUUGAAAGAUCAACUUCUAGGUUUUGUUUUGAAAACAACCCUGUAAAUAAGUGUGUUUCAAGUUGCAGGGUUGUAUAUGAGGGGUAGAGGGUCAGAUGUGAAAUUUGACUAAUUUUUCUAAAUUGCUGUGCUGUAAGACUUAAAUAGAAACUCUUGUUAUACAGCAGCAUAUGCAAGGGAGGGGGCAGUGAGAACUGCUUAUUAGUUGAGAACCAAAGUUUAACUAUGUGUACAAUCUACCAAGUAUUAAUUUUAGUGGCAUUGGCUCAGACUCAAAUUAUGAUGAUCAUAGGUGAUACCACAGCAGUGCUUGGUGGAUAGUCCUCAAUAAGUACCAAUAAGAUGUAACCCUUUCUAUUAAAAUUAAUGAAAAGUUGGGCUAUUUGAUUCCCUCAUCAUGAAACAUUUUGUAAUUUUAAAAAUGGUUGUAGGCAUAGUGCAAUUAUGAAUGCUAUAAUCAUUGUACAUACCUCUCACACACUCAGUGCUAUAAUCAUUGUACAUACCUCUUCCCCCCCAUCUCUCUCUCUCUUUCUCACACACACACACACACACACGUGUGUGUGUGUGUGUGUGUGGCAGCAUCUGUAUUGGCUUUGUAAUCAUUAAUUUUUGGCAGAUUGAAUGUGCUGUAUUGAUAUGUAUCUAUGUAAUUGUAAUGUAUGUCCUAUAGAUAAUUCACAUUUAAAUAAUGUUAUUUUAUUUACUUUUUUAAGAGAGAAGAAUGUAAAUUUUUGUCAGUUUAUUUCUGACUAGGGUUUUUUAUUUUAAUUUACAAAAAAGAAUUAUCAUAGUGCAGAGCGGUACUAGCAUCAUGCUGUAUAAAAUCAUUUGCACAACCUGUGUAGAGGUGAACUUGGAACACUCUCUCUCUCACACACACACACAAGCCAUUGACCUUUUUCAGUACAAGUUUUCAAAGGAUUUAACUCACAUAUAGAACACAGCUUUGUUGAAAGAACUUAGGCUGUAUGCUGCUGGACUGCAUUGUUCUUUGGCAAAUGGAAAGCAGCUUAGUUUUACACCUCUGGCCUUUUCAUGAGGGUGGCAUCACAAACUUGUUUUUACAGCACUAGGUGACACUCUGCGGUUACCUUGUGGUCAAGAUCUAUGCGGUAUCUAAUCUUGUGAAUGUGUUUGAUAUACCAUGUGACUGACAAACUUAUUAUUUCUUUAGCAUUGCUUUUUAUGGUGUAGGUUUAACAUGUUGAAUCCAUUCACAAAGGGCCACAUAGACCUCCAAGCACAACAGUGAGACAAAUUUUAAAAAUCACCUUGUGUUGGAAAGACUGCUGUUCUGGAUCCACUCCUCACACAUGCUGAUUUUCCUGCAUAGAAAUAGCUCAGUGUAGGAGAAGAUAUGUAUACCGCUAAUACAAUGUCGUGUGAUGAGCAAAUGUGGUGCCUAUAGCUCUGUGUGUACACAUGAUGGGAAGCUUGAGAUACAGAAAGUGUCCUGUGCAAAAGAGCCUUGAUGGGGUGGUUUUAGCAGCAGUCUUAAGGCAUUAUACCAAGUAGACUUUACCACUUCCUUAAAUAUGUCAUACUGCAAAAUGUUCCUCAGACCCAAACAGGUAAAAUUUGAAAGGUGAUACCUUACUUUAUCAUAGUUAAGUUGUCACUGAUACAGGUCUAAGUAAUAUAAAGUAUUAUGUAACAAAACUACAAUUAAAACAAAUGUCAAAAGUGACACUAAAAUUGGGUGCCGCGUGGGACAGAAGUGAUGCUUGAGACUUUUUAUUAACAGCUUUACACAUUUUGUCCUGUUUUUGCGAUAAACGAAGGGUAUAAUACAGCAGUUACUACUGUUGCGCAAGCCAGUCAUUUCAAUCAAGCUUAAUUGUGGCCCCUGCACAACUAAUAUGAUUAAAUAGUAUUAUAUUUCCAGUUUCUACCAUUUUCUCAAAAUCAUUCAAUAAGGAAGACUGAUCUUAUGGAAACUGAGUCUCCAAGUUAGUGGAUGUGACAAAGAAGCUCAACCAGUCUGUGUAGCUUUCAAAUGGCAAAUUGCUUUUAGACCAAUGAACAGGUUCAGGAAAUGGCUGCACUCAGGACUGGCAGUGCUUGUUGGUCUCAUCUGAAACAACCAUUAAAUGGUGAGCUGCUACAUCAUGAGUCAAUGGCAGAUGUGGGAUCCCAGAUCCCAUCAUUUAUGUGGAAUCUCACACACGUGGUGGUAAAAUGAAUGGAUGUUGUGGAGCACAAAUGUUCAAUGGCUUGUGCUCAGUCCUAGGUUUCUCCUCAAGGGUGCAUGACACUAUCCCUUCUAUUAAACAGAAAACAAGUUGAUCGCCUACAGAGGUGUAUUUUUUCUUUGUUUUUUAAUGUGAACUUACAUAAAGGAAAUGGUAGAAAUCUAAAGCCUAUUGGGGACAUAAUUUAUUACGAGUCUUUGCGAAAAGUCUAGAAGUGGGUGGAAGGACUUGGUUUUAAAACACGUGUAACAAAGAAUCAAAAUUUUACUUUAUUCCUCCUAGAUUUAUUACAAAACUCUUGUGCCACUAGCAUAUUGUAGGCAAACUGGACUUGUGGCAAGUGUUUAGAGCAAUGAAGCAAGUUUUGGGUUUGAAAGUUGGAGACUUUGAUGGCCAAGGCUGGUUUUCUUUGAAUCACCAGUACAACAUUACCAUGUGCUGGUUCAUCACAGCCAUUUUUUUAAAAGUGACACUGCAUUUCACAGUUGCAAUUUAUAUUUGCUCAGAUUUUUGUUUUAGAAAUUGGUUGAUUUCUUCUCUGCCUUAUGGAUCUUGAGCCCAGACGUUUGUGCCUCUUAAGACUAAGCUGAGAGCAAAAGUAACAAAACAAAAGCCUUUUAUCUUUGCCAAAACAAUGUAAUUGUGCUGAAUGUCAUAAAGAGAGGAGGACUGCCAAAGACAGCUUCUUGGGAUUGUGUGUCCUUGUUCAUUAGGAAUACAAUCCACUGGGAAAUUCCCCUUCUCAAGCCUCUUUAAGAUUAAUGGGAGUUGUGUAAAUGCAACAUCCUUUCAGCUCAGUUGGGCUUGUACAGGAGAACCUACUAGGAACAAACCCAUAAAAGCUAUUAAUAUGUGGGAUCUUUGUGUUUUGUUUUGUAACUCUGAAACCUUGCCUUUCUCACAAGGUGACUAGUGCUGUCCUGACAUAUGAAGGAUAAAUGCAUGUAUGUCAUUUUUUAUUAUUCAAAUAUUUUGAUUAUUUUGAUUGUCAGUCAAAUAUUAUUUUUGAUUGUCAAGAUUAUAUGAAUAGGGGUUUUUUUAAAAAAAACUAUACCACCUCAUGAGUGUGAAUUCCACCACCACCCUUCCCCAAGUUUAAAGUGGAACAGACUUUUUAUACUGGGUGUCAGUCAGAAUUGACUGUGUGGUUUGCAAAAAAAUUUCAUAGUGGGGGAAAAGGGCUGCAUAUUAAGAUACUGCUAGGUUUUCCCGUUCUUUGGUUUUAAGAUGUAAAUGACCUUUGACUUAUCCAUUGACCCUUCCCAUUUGUUUUUCAUUCCUCACAAAAGAUGGAAAUGAUUUUUAAAAAUCAGAAAUGUUAACACACAAAAAAAUAAAAUGUACCCAAAUAAAUUAUAAUGAUGUGCUGCUCUUCUUGAAACCACAAAAGUUAUCUCUUUCACACCAUCUAUGACAGUACUUUCAUUUUAAUUAUUUGUUUGUGCAUGGUGUGUUAAUGUGGCCUACCAAAGACCUACCUCUAGCUAAAAUAUAACUGUAUAGCCAGCUUCUAUCUUUGGAAUUUCAAAUACUGUCACGAUCAGAUUAUGACAUGUGUUGCAUAUGCCUCACUGCUGUAUUUUGACAAUUCAGGUAUCUGCUUUUGUAAACAGAAUCCUUUCAAAACACAUCUAUACAUCUUACAGCUUAGAAUGUAUUAAAUGUAGAUCUGCUCUGAACAUAGCCUUAUAACUAUUCAGAAGAUUACUACAUACUCUUUCUUAUCCAAAGCAAGAUGGUCCCGAUCUAGGGUUCUGUAUCCUCUGAUGUAUACAUGGGGCUUAUCAAUGGAGUGGGGCAGGGAAGUAUUUCAGGUUUGUUCCAACCUAAAACACUGAAAUCAUUCUCGAAAUCAUUCUGGGCAAGAUAACUCCUGUACAGAUUAGACCUCCCAUGGCUGCAAAGUAUUACCGGAUUGGGGUAUGUAUAUUCAAGUCACAUCUUUUCUUCUCCAGCCCACUAGAAAAUUGGUGGUUUUAACUGUUACAUGUGGAUGAUUCAGUGGCUGCUCACUUUAAUAGUCCCAUUGACUUUUAGUGUGCCUAUACUCAUGAAAGUGGUAGCUUUUUUUUUUAAAGACUUUUGAAUGCAAUUAAAAAUGCUUACAGAAUAAAACUCAAAUGAUUUGGACAAGCUUGUUCUCCAAAUAUGAAGUAUUUCAAAUGUCAGCCCACAGAAACAUUUGGCUGUACAGAAGAAUGUUCCUCACUCCAAAGGAUACUGUAAGAUGCAAUUUGGCAGUGCUUUAUUUAUAACUACCUUGGAGGCUGGCCUUGUAGGAUGUAUACUUAGGAGGUAGGACUCAUACUUUUAACAUUGCAGGAUUUUAUAAAUUUGCACUUGUUCUUAAUGUCCUUCAAAUGCAUGUAUUGCCAAGUAGUUUUGACAACUAAUGUAUAAAUACUGUCCCAAAUGACCUUGCUAGUUAAGAGUACAGCAUUUUUGGCCAUAAUUUUGUACUCCAGUAUCUCCAUUCAUUUACAUUUGCAUCUCUUGAAGUACUUUUGGCUUACUGUUCUCUUUAAAUGCUUUUAAAAAAAAUUAUAAGUAUUGGAAUAAAUAUUUUUAUUCCAGCAA